This is a messenger RNA of Nymphaea colorata (pocket water lily), 2766 nucleotides long. RefSeq names its product GDSL esterase/lipase At4g10955-like. The transcript is spliced from 5 exons. Lineage: Eukaryota; Viridiplantae; Streptophyta; Magnoliopsida; Nymphaeales; Nymphaeaceae. The coding region runs from base 421 to 1476 and encodes 351 amino acids. The record is from RefSeq and is a predicted model, not a curated record. Gene Ontology annotation, biological process: lipid metabolic process.
UCGAUUAAACUAGAUUUCUGAAAGAAAGAACGGAAGAUGACAAAUCUGUAGCAGGAACUGCAGCCGGAAACGACGGCUGCAAUUCUUAAUGCUGGCAUCUUUCCGGAGGAAACUAGAAAGGACAUAGUAAUGACAUCUGAGCGGGAAACAUUCAGCGCUUCAGGGCCUGUACAUCUAACUCCUGUUGAUUGGACUUAGUAGUAAAAACAGUACCACUGGAAAUGGGAAUUGAGAGGCGCAGUGGCUUGUGGCUUCUGCGAUGAAGUUGCAUUCCCAAAAUCAAAUUUUGCAACAUCCGUAAUAAGCAGUCAUUGUCAGUGCAAUUCCUUGGCGUGGCCUCAGCACUCAUGCAUAUUUUAGGAUCAAUGCAAAAGUUUGGAACCAAGAACAGCUUAAAAAGAACUGCUAAAGGCAGUCCAGAUGGUUGGUUCAGUAGUUAACAUCAGCAAAUUUUGCUUUUGGUGCACACACAUUCUGCUCAAUUUCAAAGACCUCCAAAAUGUACUGGAUAAUCCUGACCAUCAACGGUCUGUUGCUGCUAGUUUAGUUCAAGCUGUCUAUGUUCUCGAACGCGACCGCCAAUUGAAGCGCAAAGGAGCUGAUGCUCUUGCACCCCCUUGGUGGGAAUUCUUUGGUUUUAAGUUAGCACAUCCUCUUAUUGAUGAUGCUGAUUUGUCAGUUUUUGGCGCAAUUUUUCAGUUUAAUGAACCACUUUCAUGUCUGAGCUUCCAAUCUCAGGCUUCUCCAAGUGCAGUCAUUGCUUUCCGGGGUACGAUACUAAAAGGAGAUUCUUUGUCUCGAGACUUGAAAUUAGACCUGAGCAUAGUUCAUCAUGGCCUUCAUCAAACUUCUCGUUUUCACACUGCAAUUGAGUCAAUUAGAAAUCUUGCUCCUGUAUAUGCAAAUAAUAUAUGGUUGUGUGGCCAUUCCCUUGGUUCAGCCGUUGCCAUGCUUGCUGGAAAAUGCAUGGCUGAGAAAGGUAUUCUUCUAAAUACAUUUUUGUUCAAUCCUCCAUACGUUUCUGCACCAAUUGAGAGGAUUAAAGACCAGAAGGUAAAAACCAGCCUGCGGAUAGCCAGCAGUCUUCUCACUGCUGGCCUUGCAAUGGCUGUCAAAGGAAGGAGUUUUGUAUCUGAAGCAAAUGAGUUGUUCACUGCUCUUUCAGCAUGGACUCCUUGCUUAUUUGUGAAUCCAGCUGAUCACAUAUGUGCAGAGUACAUUGGGUAUUUUGAGCACCGGAAUCUUAUGGAUGCCAUUGGGGCAAGCAAACUCGAACGGCUAGCAACGCAACACUGUAUUGGAGGCUUGUUAAUGGAUGCAGUUGGACAGGAAAGCCAACCUUUUCAUCUCAUUCCAUCAGCAAACAUGACCGUGAACUUACAUCCAGCAGCUAAUUUUAAACAGGCUCAUGGUAUUCAUCAGUGGUGGAGUCUGGAUUUGCAUCUGCAGUCCAAGCUGUAUAGAUACGUUGGGUAAUUGGAGAGGAGUUUUCCUAACAAAAGUUGGUAAAAGACCAUGUAGUGCAUGUGGCUUUGCGUUUAUAAGAGAUGGCCAUUCUCAUUCAUUUCCACAUUCACUUAAAGGUGAGCAACUAUAGCUGGAGUUUGGAGAAUCUUAUAGAACCAGAGCAACUUCAUGAUUAUCUAUUAUCUCCCAAGAUGAAAUGCAUACUUCAGAUAGUUGGAUUUUGUGUUAUAAGGUGCAUUCUAACACUAAUUGAGCAAAGAAAAUAUUCCUUUCAAGAAAAUGCAUAUCUGGUUGGCCAAGUUGGUAAGGAAGCUUAAAUCAGUUGAAACUUGAUUUAGUGUUAUCUUUUGUAUCUGUUUACUUAUUUUCAGCAUUUUUUUGCUUAUGUCAAAUGAACCACAGGUUAGCAGGUGAAAUCAGGCUUGGAAAACGAUUGGCUGGUUACUGUUGCUGUGCUCUGUUUUGCUAGCAGCAUCUUUCCCUGCCUGGCUAAGUCUUUCCAUAUAAAACCAGAGAAGGAUCUGGUAGCCAAAUUUAGCUAACCAAUAAAGAAAUAAGGAAAAGUGAAGUAUUUCAUGUUCUUACAUUAAGAAAAACUGCCCAUAUUGACUUUCCUUUUCCAACUUGUCCUUUCACUAGAGCUCUUCGCAAGGUGUACAUUGGUUUUUGUCAAUCACCCAUAAGAAAAAUCUGGAGAAUUAUUUGAUUUAAACUGCAUAAAUAACUUUGCCUUGCUAUGCUUCAGAAUUGAUUACUAGUACCGCACCAAAUAGUAGAAAUUAAUUUAGAGCCUCUCAAGUCCAGCAUUUGGUUAAAUAAAUGCAAAACUGUGAAUUAUAUUUUCAAAUUCAAGAAUAGCAAUUUUGUCAAUCAGAGACUCGGUCUAGUGAUCAUUGAACACAUGACCAUAGAUGGUGACCUGGCGAUGGGAGAAGAUGAAGGACCUGACCAUAGAUAACCCUCUGCCGUUAUGUUUUCAGAGCUUUUCCAGUAUGGGUCUUCAUAUUUUGAGAGAGAGAGUGCUGGAAACAUUGUGCCCCAACGCACCAUGUCAUGUAGUGCAUAUAAGAAUGAUGUAGAUAAAAGGAGAGGCAAGGAAAUGGUGAAAGAUAUAUUGCAUUACUUAGCUCUUCCCAUUAUUUAUGUGGGAUGAAACUAUGAGGACAACUAUGCACAUUCUUAAUUAGGUAUGUACAAACAGUGCUGGAAACCACUGAAGGUGGCUCAUAUAAUGGAGAAUGUGUCAUUAGAACAUUGCCUUAACUGUCUUGGACAUGUGGUAAUGAGGACUGCUCACAG